Messenger RNA from Chlamydomonas reinhardtii, 12886 nucleotides. RefSeq lists its product as uncharacterized. Bases 222 to 11876 code for a protein of 3884 amino acids. The transcript has 30 exons. Lineage: Eukaryota; Viridiplantae; Chlorophyta; Chlorophyceae; Chlamydomonadales; Chlamydomonadaceae. The record is from RefSeq and is a predicted model, not a curated record.
UCCAUAUACGCUGUGAAGACGACACUUACAAGUUCGUGACAAAACCCGGCGCCCUGACUCUCUUUGUGCAACACAGCGCUCAAGACCUAAGAGCUGCAAGCUUAUGCAGGCAUCCACGGCAUUCUAAAUGCCUGUUAAUCAUAAAACCCAGCCUUUUGUGAGGCCGCUCGGAGGUCUUCGGUUGACACCCUGAGGCCGAAAGGUGCUUCGCCUAACCAAUGAUGCUGCGCAAAUCCACCGGCAAAGCCGGGCGUCAUGACCUGCGUCGGGUGGCGAUGGCACUUGCCUUCGCGACGCUGUUUUUCCUACCCGACCUGGCCUCAACACAAACAACGUAUGGGCCCUGGAAUGCUACUGAAGACUUAAAUGAGCAACAUAAGGGACUUCUCGCCUUCAUCUUGUCGGGGGACACCAGCUUCUGGUCGCGCCCUGAGGUGGCGACACGGCUGGGCUUCGGCACAGCCCCGUGGCGCUGCAUCUCCAACUGCCAGACCCAGAUCUUCACCAGCGAUCAACAAUGCGCCCCGGACUGCGAGUCACGGACAUACUGCGAGCCCGGAGGUGCGGCGCUGGGCUCGGAGAACACGACUUGCUGCGCCCUCAGUCUGCUGGACCAGACGUACGCGUCGGCCCAGCCACCUAGCAGCACUCAGCCAGCCUGGUGCAGCACGUACCCGGGAUGGGGCGCGCGGCCGCGGCCGAGCGUUUGCGACUUUAACGUCUUUGCGGCGCGUGGCACGACGCCACCCGCGGGCGCCGAUGACCCAGACCUGGCGGUGUCGUGCAGCAGCGGCACAGUCCCCACCUACUCCAUCAGUGGCACAAGGUACCGCCAGAACGACACGGUGUAUCGCAUCAUGCACAACGGAGCCGUCACCAACCCGGCCAACGUCACGCGGAAUCAGGUCAAAAGCAUUAAACUGCGCCACAGUGCCAUGUGGCACCACCCCAGCGUGAACAUCACCAGUCCGCCGGAGUUCAGCCUGGUGUCGGAGCUGGCGUGCCUGCCGUUGGAGGAGAUUUUUCUGGAGGACGUGGCCCUGCGUGCCGACUACUCUGUCCUCAUGGCGCAGCCCAACACCACCCUCGACAAUGGAAAGGUUUUCAAUCUGUACGACCCCUCUACCUACCCAUUCAAUGUCACCGGGCUCUACAACAACGUCUUCAGCAUGCUGAUUGAACCGAGCUUCAUGCUUCAUUCCUCCGUCAGCGUGAAGGCAUCCAGCUUUAACCCAGGCCUGGCCCUGCGCAACGCGGCCCUGCGCACGUGCAACUUCGCACCCUUCACCGAGCUGCACGCCAUGCGGUGGACGGGCCAGGCACAGCUGGACUGGAGCGCGGAAUAUGCGCAAGCGCUGUCCUAUGUGCGCGACGGCAGCCAGCUGCGUCCCCGUGGCUGGCUGCCGCCCGUGAUCGAGCCCGUGUCGGCGCGGCUGCUGCUGCCCGACACGCUGCGGCGGCUGACCAUCCGGCGCACCCGGGACGAGCAGCACGGGGCGGUGCAGUGGACCAGCCGGCCGCUCAUCACCGGGCCGCUGCCGGGCGAGUGGGCGCUGCUCCGAAACCUGGAGUACCUGGACCUGAGCGACGAGAUGGAGACCGGCGCCAUUGUGGGGCCCAUCCCCUCGACCUGGCUCAUGAUGUCCCACCUGCGUGUGAUAAACAUGACUGGACAUCACAACUUCUGCAGGGACUGGCACAAAAUCAUCAGCUGGCAGAUCCGGAUGUACUACAGAGCUGCGACCCACGAGCCUAACUUGAAUGUGCCACACUACUACGGGCCCUGGGGCGGCAACAACGGGAACAUGACCAGGUACAACAUCAGCGUGUACGACCUGAGCGGGCACGGCUGGCAGUGGUACGACGAAGUCACCACCGAAGCCGGCUUCGUCGAGGUGAUCGCGCCGCACGGCCAGUGCUGCUGGGACAAGUGGUCCCAGACGAUUAAGGACAACAACUACGAGAUUCUGUAUCCAGAUGGCUCCAGGUUUGGCAAUAACGUUGUGCAGGACGAGAUAUACGGCGGCUUCUACCAGGAUGAGGAGUGGUGCGAGCCCACCUCGCCGCCGCAACCUCCCCCGCCGCCAGCACCACCGUCUCCGCCAUCGCCGCCCACCACACCCGACGUGCCGCCCAUGCCGCCAUCCAGCCCGCCGGCCCCGGUGAUGCCGCCUGCUCCGCCGCCGCAGCCACCUAUCCCCCCAGCAUCGCCGCUGACUCCUGCCGCGCCGCCGCGACCCCCCUUGCCCCCAACCUGGCCUGGCAAAUGGGAAGGCGCCUGGCCCUUCCGACCCCCAAUCCCACCCCGCCCUCCCAGGCCGCCGCCGCCUCCCUUACCACCAUCUCCUCCGCUGCCGCCUGUCACUCCGUCACCACCGCCCAGGCCUCCGCCACCUAAAUCGCCGCCUCCACCCAAACCAUCGCCGCCCCCGCGUCCAAGCCCUCCCCCAAGACCACCUCCCCGGCCCCUUCCACCAUCACCACCACCACCACCUCCACUUCCGCCCAACCCUCCUUCGCCUGCACCUCCCAGCCCACCGCCCCCACCUUCGCCCAGUAUUCCGCCACCUAGCCCUGGCCCUCCCUCGCCGGAGCCCCCCUCGCCAGCCCCGCCAAGCGCAGCGCCGCCAAGCCCAAUGCCUCCAAGCCCGGCACCCCCUUCGCCUGACCCGCCCAGCCCGAAGCCUCCCUCGCCGGUACCGCCAUCGCCGCUGCCCCCCAGCCCGGAGCCUCCUUCACCGGUACCUCCAUCGCCUCCGCCGGCAAGCCCGGAACCGACCUCGCCAGCUCCUCCUUCGCCGCCUCCUCCCAGCCCGGAACCGCCCUCGCCAGCUCCUCCUUCGCCGCCUCCUCCCAGCCCGGAGCCUCCCUCGCCAGCUCCCCCUUCGCCACCUCUUCCCAGCCCGGAACCGCCCUCGCCAGCUCCUCCUUUGCCACCGCCUCCCAGCCCGGAACCGCCCUCGCCAGCUCCUCCUUCGCCGCCUCCUCCCAGCCCGGAGCCUCCCUCACCAGCUCCUUCGCCUCCUCCUCCCAGCCCGGAGCCUCCCUCGCCCGCUCCUCCUUCGCCGCCUCCUCCCAGCCCGGAGCCUCCCUCGCCAGCUCCUCCUUUGCCACCUCCUCCCAGCCCGGAACCGCCCUCGCCAGCUCCUCCUUCGCCACCUCCUCCCAGCCCGGAACCGCCCUCACCAGCUCCUUUGCCGCCUCCUCCCAGCCCGGAGCCUCCCUCGCCAGCUCCCCCUUCGCCUCCUCCUCCCAGCCCGGAACCGCCCUCGCCAGCUCCCCCUUCGCCACCUCCUCCCAGCCCGGAACCGCCCUCGCCAGCUCCCCCUUCGCCACCUCCUCCCAGCCCGGAACCGCCCUCGCCAGCUCCCCCUUCGCCGGCUCCUCCCAGCCCGGAACCGCCCUCGCCAGCUCCCCCUUCGCCGGCUCCUCCCAGCCCGGAACCGCCCUCGCCAGCUCCCCCUUCGCCGGCUCCUCCCAGCCCGGAACCGCCCUCACCAGCUCCCCCUUCGCCGCGUCCUCCCAGCCCGGAGCCUCCCUCGCCGGUACCUCCAUCGCCGCCGCCUCCCAGCCCGGAACCGCCCUCGCCAGCUCCUCCUUCGCCGCCUCCUCCCAGCCCGGAGCCUCCCUCGCCAGCUCCCCCUUCGCCACCUCCUCCCAGCCCGGAGCCUCCCUCACCAGCUCCUUCGCCUCCUCCUCCCAGCCCGGAGCCUCCCUCGCCGGUACCUCCUUCGCCGCCUCCUCCCAGCCCGGAACCGCCAUCGCCAGCUCCCCCUUCGCCGGCUCCUCCUUUGCCCCUGCCCCCGAGCCCGCAUACACAAUCGCCACCCAGUCCGGUACCUCCCUCCCCAGCUCCAUCUGCACCCUCCCCACCCAGCCCACAGCCGCCGUCUCCUUUGGCUCCAUCACCACCCAGCCCCGCUCCCCAGGCGCCAUCAUCACCGUUUCCGCCACCGCAGCCCACGGCUCCUACAGCACCGCCGCCACCAUUUCCUCCCUCCCCAGCUCCGCCCAGCCCCACGCCGCCUUCACCGGAGCCGCCGGCACCUCAGCCUCCUUCGCCAACGCCUCAUGCACCCCCGAGCCCAGAGCCCCCUUCGCCAACACCUCCGUCCCCACUUCCACCCAGCCCGGAGCCGCCAUCGCCUUCCCCGCCAAGCCCGGCGCCCAGUGUUCCCUCUCCUCCCAGCCCCGCGCCUCCGUCCCCAAUGCCUCCAAGCCCCGCCCCCUUGGCACCACAACCUCCCUCACCCACUCCACCCAGUCCGGCGCCUCCUGUGCCUCCAAGCCCCGAACCGCCUGUGCCUCCCGGCCCGGAUCCACCGUUGCCGCCCAGCCCCACCCCUCCCAGCCCGCAGCCGCCAGUGCCUCCUAGCCCAACCCCCCCCAGCCCGCACCCUCCUUCGCCCGCUCCACCCAGUCCAGCACCAUCUGCACCUCUGCAGCCAUCCCCAGACCCCCCCUCACCGCAGCCUCCCAGUCCUGCGCCCGGGCCGCCACCAUCGCCACCAUCGCCACCGUCCACGCCUUCACCUCCCUCCCCAGCGCCUCUGGCCCCUGCACCACCGGUUCCCCCCAUGGCCCCUCAGCCCCCAUCGCCGCCGCUGCCCAGCCCUCCCUUCCCACCGCAGCCAUCCCCGACCAUUACUCCAGCAUCUCCCCAGCCGGCACCCGCCGCAGCAGUGCUGGACUGCAGCGCUGCAGCCACACGCACCAGCUUCGCUGUGGCCUCCAGCUCUCGAGGCGCCUUUUACAUUGCGGUGGCCGUGCCCGCCUCCUCCCCCUCCUACUGCCAGGUGUGCGGCUGUGAGCUCUCCUACGCGGUGCUGGAUCCAGGCGCCUCGCAACAGUACGUCAUACCCAGCAGCGGCAGCAGCAGCACCGCAGGAGGCUCGCCCACAGUUGCAGUGACCAGCAGCGUGUCGACUCCUGCCGGUGCUGGCGGCCUCGGCAAUGGCACCCACGGCAGCACAGCCCGGCGGCGGGCGCUGGUGGUGGAAGCCACGGCCAGCUCCAGCGGGCCGGCUGCUGGUGUGGGUGCGCGGCACCUGCUGCUGGCGGCCACCGCCAACUCCACGACCCUGGAGGGGCUGCUGGCGACUGGCAGAAGCCGCUCGGCAGCUGGCGCCGGCAUGGGCAUGAGCCGUCUGCAGGUUGUGGAUGUGCAGACUGGUGGCCUGGACCCCGUCACGGCGGCUCCCCCCACUGGCACAAGCCCCAACACCACAUCCGGCGCCGGCGAGGCGGGCGGCAGCGGCACCGUGCGCUACAGCAGUAUGGGCGCGGGCGGGUCGGGUGGCCUGGACGCAGCGUGGCGACUGACGCCUGGCGCCACCGGUGACUACCUGCUGCGUCUCAAGGUUGCGGACCAGGAGUGGUGGCGCUGGGUGUCGGUGGACAUUGACCCGCCCCGCGCGGCAGGACAGCUACUGCUGGCCCGCCGCACAGGCGGCAGCAGCAGCAGCAGCAACAGCACGAGUGGCAGUGGGGCGCUGGCUGCAGCUGAGGAUGAGGUGCAGGUGGAGGUGAACGCGGCGCACGCGGCGGCGGGGGCUACUGCCGUGUCGGCCCAGGCGGCGGUGGUGCGGCUCAUGAUGGCAGUCAUCGCCAUGUCCGAGCCGGUUCAGCCCUUCAGCCUCACCAGCGCCUUGCGGUUGAGUGGCGGCGCGCGGCUCCUCAGCACCCAGUGCUUCGCGUCCGCCACCGCCGCGGCGGAGGUCGCGGCAGCGGCCGGAACUGUGGAUGCAAGCACGCCGCCGGGCUCUGAUGCUUCCAGCAGCGCUGCAACUGUUGCACCGGCUGCGAUUGCCCCUGUUAGCGGCAGCACCAGCGGCACCAGCAACAGCAGCACCAGUGGCAGUGCGUACGUCCAAUCGUGUGUGGCGGUGCUGUUCGCGGAGCAGGACGCAACGCCGGAGCUGUUGCUGCCGCCGGGCACACUGACCGACAUGCACGGCAACAUCAAUGCCGAGCCGCUUAUUCUAUCGGUAAAUCUGACGGCAUCCGCCGACAGCCUCUCAACGGUGGAGCGGGCAGGCGCGCCUGUGGCUGCGGCGGUGGCGGGUGGCGUGUUCGCCAGCGCUGCCUUUACCUCAGCCUCCGCCUCCUUCCUGUCCGCCUUCUCAUCCCGCUCCUCACUGCUGCAGAGCGGCUACCACAUCCAGAUGUUGGCCAUGUCCAGUAGCCUGGCCUCGCCCGGCAUCAGCCCCGCCUUCCGCCGCAUCUCGCGCUACCUGCGCUGGUCGCUGCUGGGCAUCCAGGGCAACAUCCCCCUGCUUGACGGAGCCUUCUCCUCGGGCAGCGCCGCAGCCGGCUCCGGCUCCGGCAGCAGCAGCAGCAACAGCAGUAGCGGCGGACUGGGAGACGUAGACGUGGCGGCUGUAGCACUGGACAGGCUGCAACUGUCGGUCCCGCCUCCGCUGCCCGCCGCCGGGGACGCUGCGUCACAGGCCCAGCCACCCGCCAAUCUGUCGCCGCCGCCUUCUGCAUCACAGCUGGUGGCCGAUGGCUCCACCGCCCUCGCCGGCCGUCGCAGUCGCAGCCUUGUGCAGGCGGCAGCGCCGGUGGCCCCAAGCCCUCCCUUCACGCAGGCGCCGCCGACACCUGCUCCUUUUGGCACGACCGGGGCGGCACCCGCGCCGCCGCCCGCGCCGCCUCGGCAGCCUAGCACGCCGCCUCCUGCCCCGCCACCCAUGCCGGCCCUCAGCCUGAGCGGCGAUCGCGACGUGCUUGUGUCAUGGCUGCAGCAGGUUGGCGCAAUCGGCAGCGGCAGCAACAGCAGUGGUGGCGGCAGUGCCACAAGUGACUCGGCGUCUGUCGGCGCCUACUCCUUGGGAGGCGCGGCCGCCAGCCCGCGCGGCGAUGUUGUGGUGCUGCCGGACGGCCAGCUGGGGCUGCUGGGCCCGGGCGGCAGUGCCCCGCCACCCAUGCAGCCAGGCUCCGGCUCCGGCGGCCAGCAGAGCUCCGGCGCUUCGGUGGCGACCGACACAACCAUCCACACAAACGUGCAGGACCUGCUGUACACGCUGGCCAUUGCGGCGCUGCUGAUGGUGGCGCUGGUGGCGGCGCACCUGCUGGUCAUAGGGCUGUGGCGCCUGGCCGUCAUGUACGACGUCUGCGGCGCGGCCGAGAGCGGCGUGGAGGGACUGCACCCCGUGCUGCGCUUCCCACGGGCUGAGAUGGUGCUCGGAGGCCUGCUGCUUGUGGCGCUGACGUUCUACUCGGCGCUCACUCUCAGCGGCGCCGCCUCGCCGCGCUGGGGCGACAACACCGCCGCCGGCCGCCUGAUCGCGGUGCUGGUGCUGGCGGUGCUGGUGGUGCCCUACGGGCUGCUGCUGUGGUGGCUCACUGUGUGCCGCUGGUACCUACAGGAGGAGGAGGUGGACCACUACAUGCUGGGGCCGCACUGGCAGGCCUUUGAUGGCGUCAUCCCGGGCGGCGGAGCCGGCGCCGGAGGUGACGGCGGCGGCCAUGGCGCCUCAGCCCUCCCUGCAGUGGCUGGCUUCGGUGGGACCGGCGGCGGCGGCGGUGUGGCGUUUGCGGCCUGCCAGGCCGAGCCCGGAAGCGGUGAUGGCGGCAGUGGCGGCGGCGAGGAUGGCUAUGGCCUAGGCCCCCACUGGGCGCUGGCUCCUGCUGGCGCAAAAACGCUCGACUAUGAGUCUAUUGCCUCACCCGCGGCGGGUGCUGGCAGCGCUGCUGGUGCCACUCGCACUGAUGCUGCCGGCUCCACUGUCGGUGGCGCCCAGAGCGGCAAGGGCCGCCCCCGCACCCUGCGCAGCACAGACGUCACUGCAGGCGGCGCGGCUGCAGGCACUGCUGCCGCCGCCGCCACUGCUGCUGCUGCUGCUGCUGGCGCACCUGCUGGAGCCGCCGGUGGCGAUGUUGGGGCCGCCUUCCAGCGACGCUACGGCGAGGCUGACGACAACCACGGCGACAGCUAUGACGGAGAGGACGGAGAGGGAGACCUAGACAUGGCGCCCUGGCGGCGCCGUGGCCCGCCGGCCGACGGUGUAGAUGCGGCCGCACCUGCAACAGCAGCCAGGAAAAUGGCAGGCAGCGAUGACGGCGCCGCCGGUGAGCGCCGCCGGGCCAACCCCCACGCACGCAAGGGCUCUGCGGACGGCGCGGAUGGCGGCGCGGGCGACCCGCAGGCCGCUGGACGACCGCUGCUCCGCCGCGGCGUUAGCUACGGCGACAACCUACUGACCGCGGGGGCAAACACACGCGGCAGCGCGCUCCGCUCCACCCCUGGCCCAGUCGCGGACGACGACGCGCGCUCGCGCUUCCGUCGCAAUGUGACCUACGCCGCCGGCGACAACGCGCUCACCUCUGGAGCGGCAAGCGCUGGCGCUGCCCCCAGCAGCCCCACCCGCACCCAGCCCGACAGCCCCCAAGCGCCCUUGUCCCCGCGCCGCGGCGCCGCCAUGGGUUCCAACGCCUACACAGCCGGCGCCUCACGCUUUGGCGGCCCCCGGACCCGCGCCGACUCCCCACCACGCGCCGCCUCUCCACCUCCCGAGCCCGCCUCUCCUCUGUCCGGCGACGCGGGCGCCAUCAGCGAGGUCGGCUUCAACGCCAUGGUAUCUGGGGGAUCGAGGCCGCCGCGCUCCGACAGCCCAACCAUGGAAGACGAGGCCGCCGCCAUCCGGAUUCAGCAGGACGCAGCCGACCCAGCGGUAGAGGCCAACAGGUCACGGCGCAAGCAGGCGGGCUCUGUGGAGGAGCAGCAGGUGGCGAUCAACCCCAUGGCGGUGCCACGCGCCUCCGUGCUGGAGCGACCUGACGUCGCAGCCAGCCUGGCCGCCGCGGUAGCUGCCAGCGGCGCGCCGCCACAAGGCACAGUGCCGCUGCCGCCCAUCACGGAGGCGACUGGACCCAAUGGCCUCGGCAGCAGCCCCCGCGACGGCCGCGUGUUGACCACCGCCUCGGUGUCCCACGGCCGCGACACCAGCCGCCUGCUGCACCCCAUGGCCCGACCCCGCAGCCUCGGCGCCUCCCUCGUGCCCGCCUCAGCCACCACGAAUGGCGGCAGCGGCAACAGCAGCGGCAACGGCAGGGAAAGCGGCAGUGGCAGCACCUCCGGUGCUCCCGCCGCCAUGCCGCGCCCCCGUGUCGGCGGCGCGCCCAGCAACGUGUCUGCUGCUGCUGCUGCUGCAGCGCAGCCCGCUGCGCAUCAGGACUUGUUUGGUGAGCUGGAUACGACUGUGGUCACGCCAAAGAUGGCCGCUGAUGCCGGGGCUGCGAGCCCACCGCCCAACCUGCCCUCCCCUAUGAUGCGUUUGGGCUCGCGACUGGGUCUGGUGCGUGGCGGCAGCAACAGCGGCGCCGCGCAGGUGGCCCCCGCCUCGCCGCUGCCAGCCAAGGCCCCGUCGCCGCCGGCCGCGGCGGCUCGGCCGCGGCCGCCGGGUGCUGUGACCACGAAUGCCGCCGUACCCAUGCCCCCGCCGCAAAAGGUCUUCCGUAGCCCCUCAGAGCCGGCCAACGCACGGGCGCAAGGCGCCGCGCCGCCGGCAGCCGCCGCUGUGGCCAACGGUGGCGGGCGUGAGCUGAAACAGCAGCCAGCCGUUCAAACAGUCAACAGCACCACCAGCAGCAUCAGCGCCAACAGCAGCGGCAGCGGCAACCCGCUCGCCCGCGCUCUUCGCUACAUGUCGGUUCCCAAGCCGGGAGCGCAGCCCGCCACCGCUAGCAACGCCGCGCCUGCCGCUGCUGAGGCUGAGCCGGCGGGUCCUCCAAGCCGGCACACGGCCUGGGGAGGCUCCUUAUCCCAGCCGCCUGCAGCUGCAGCAGCUGCAGCCGGCGCCCCUCCCUCGCCUCCCAUCGCGCCGCAGUCCCCGAUGCGCCUGCCCAUGCCGCCUCCCGGUGCGGGUGGCGCAGGAGGUGCCGGCGCCAAGGCCGGCGGCGGCUUCACCCGCUCGCCUCAAGCCAGCAUUGUUAUGGAGUCCUCCCCUGCUGCGGGCCCGGUGUGGCCAGCCCGGCGCCGCAACAACCGCGCCGCCAUCAUGGAUGAGGACGACCUAGUUGCCGAGGGCGGUGGCGCCGCCGGUCCCGUGGCGGAGGGCGCGGAGGCUCCUGACAGCGCCGGCCACUACUUCGGCGGCUGGGAGGACGAGGACCCGCGCCUGCUGCUGCGCGAGGCACCACGCAGCCCUGUCAUGCCGCCGCCGCCGCCCCUGCGUGCCGGCGGCACCGCUCGGGGCAGCAGCACUGGCGGCAUGUCCGCAGCUGCCGUCAGCAUCCACUCCCAUUCCCCCUCUUCCUCCGCCCGCGGUGGUGGCAGUACUGCUGCUGGCCACUACAUGACCUACAACCCCCUGUCACUGCCGUCCGCCGUGAGCGCGGCAGCGGAGGCAGCAGCAGUCACUCCCAGUGCUCUGGCCUCGCCGCCUCUGCCGCUGUCGCUGCUGCCGCCGCGUGGCCGCAGCCAACAGGCUGCAGGCAGCCCCCGCAGCGUGCUGCUCCUGCAGCGCAGCAGCACGUUCGCACCCAACCCCACAGCCAUGGCCAUCCUGGGCACACGUGGCGCCGGUGGUGUGGGCGGCUGCUCCACACGCAGCCUGCAGUCGGCGGUGGGCGAGGGCGUGGAGGGACCGCUGCUGCCCAGUGCGGGUGCGCUGGCGGUGGUGGGCUCACCCAAGAGCGCCGGCGGGGCCAUCAGCGUCGGAGGUGGCGGCGGCGGCCGCAAGUCGGUUGCAGACCUGGACGCGGAGGAGGCUGAGGUGAUGCGGCAGAAGCAGCUGGCGGCCCUGGAUGACUGGAGCGAGGUGGUGGACCCAGGGCCGGGCGGGCCGGCCGGAGCUAUCGCGGCGCCGCCGGGUGUGGACAAACGGCUUCUGCCGCUGUACCCUGGCAAAGAGUUGCCCAUGUACCGCCUCGGCUACCGGCCGGGCUGCUGGCCUCUGCGGCUGCGCCUGACGCCGCCGGUGUACCUGCUGGCGCGCUUCGAGUUCCUGUUCGAGGACGCCAUUGGGGAGGGGCCCCGCGAGCAGCACGGUCGUGAGACGCCCCUGAUCCUGUGUGUGACCGCCGUCAACUUCAGCCACAAGGUUCUGUGCGCGGCGGUGUUCGGCGGCUUUGGGCUCCUGGAGCGCAGUGUGCCGCAGCUGGGCUUCCUCAUGGCGCUGCAGGGCGCCAUGCUGGUGUACCUGGCGGCGGUGCGCCCCUUCCGCGAGGCGCUGCUGCAGGCGGUGGAGCUGACCUGCCAUGCGCUGGAGGCCGGCCUGUUCGCGUGCGCGCUGGCGCUAGUCAACGCACAGCCCAACAACGGCGCAGCCACCACCUACGUCAUGGUUGCCUGUUUCUUCGGUGUGGCGCUGCUGGUGAUCGUGUACGAGCUGCGGCGCCUGGCGCUGCUGGUGAUGGCGCUGUGGCGCAUGUGGCGCGAGCGCGGCACACAGGCGCGCAGGGCCAGCCACGCCAUAAUGGACGAGAUGGAGGGCGGCGGCGUCAGCGCCGCCGCCGCCGCCGCCGCCGCGGCCAGCCGGACGCCCUCCGCACUUGCGCCCCCUGUUUCCAUCACCGCGCGCAGAUCCAGCGCUCUGAAGGAGGGAGCUGUGCGCACCGGCGUAGCGAGUUCCCUUUCUGAUGGUGGUGGAAGUACGCCGACUUCGCCGCUUGGCGCUCAGCCUCAGCCUUCGGCGGCGGCGCCCACGCGUCGCAGCCGCCGCUCAAGCGCCGCCGGCGGUAGUAGCAGCAGCGACGGCGGCACCGCCGGCCGCCAGGCUGCUGCGGCCAUUGCCGAGUUGGCGCAGGGGCAGGAUGGCCCAGGCGGCGAUGCUGUGGGCGAGGCGGCGACUGCGCAACCCGAGACCUCCACCGCCGCCGGGGAAAUUGCAAUGCGUGGCGCCACCGCCACGGGCGCCGGUGCAGCGCGGUGAAUGACUGCCAUCAAUCACCACCAGCCGCCCCGGUAUCUUGAACGGGUGUUGCUAGUUAUGCUGCUAAGAAUUUCUAGCAGGAGAGACUAGCGGCAAGGAGUGAAAUGUGUCUAAGAGGCGCGGUUGUAAAUGGAAAGUGCAUGCGUGUGUUGUAUUGUGAAGCGACGACGGGGUACACAUUCAUCUUUUUUACUAAGAGACGCAAUGGUGAUGAUGAGAGUUGUACGACUAAUACAUUCGCGGAAAUGCAUCCAUAGCAUUUGUUUUACACGUAACCGUACGUAACACGUACGCGCGCACGGUGCCAUGGCAUUGAAUGUGCCCACCGCGGGCUGAUGGGUCGUCUGGACGUGUCGACGAUGAGACUGAUGACCCGCUGACCUGGCAAGCCUCCUGUUAUGAAUGGAUGAAUCUGCCGAUAUCGAUGCGACCAGCUAGCAUGGUCUUAUCAUGGUGUGGAGUGGACAGGGCGCAGGGCACACAUGAAAAAGCAGUUGCGCCCGGCAGGGCAUAGCACGCAGGAGCCCAGGCCGCGGCGCCAUGGUGGGGCCCUGAGCGCUGCCCAGCCAGGCGAGCGACGCUCUUGUGCCAUAGACCGGCGCCCACAGGGGGCCGUAAGGCUAUGUGACAAGGCUGUGACAUACAUCAGGGACAGGAGACAGCGAAAGGGGCGACAUAAAGCCCGUAUGAUGUCCACACGUCCCUCUGUGCACCUCCCUCUCACCCUGCAUCACCGCUGCCGCCGCUCGGCAAACCAGUCACGAGCCCCGGGGCGUGCGACCGGGCGCAGGCCGGCUGCCGGCGUCAUAAUACGGCAAACAUAUGUGACAUGUCAGCUGCUAUGCACAAGAGGGUCCAGGGCAUGUGGUUGUGAGCGCGCCGGAGUGCAUGCAUGCCUUCAUUUGUGGGCAUGUGCACGUGCCCGCUGCGUGGCAGCGUGUGUAGCACAAAGUGCCCCGGAGGCUGUGCGGCGCGCCUGCCCCGCCCCGCGGUGUCAAGCUACACUAGGU